Molecule: messenger RNA, 768 nt
Organism: Ilex paraguariensis (yerba mate)
Lineage: Eukaryota; Viridiplantae; Streptophyta; Magnoliopsida; Aquifoliales; Aquifoliaceae
Source: the annotation of a GenBank genome assembly
GCAGGUUAUACAUCGAUGGCAUCGGAUGAUUAUUUAUUUUUUUUCUUUUUCAAAUUUUGUAAUCUUCUAACAUUCUGCAGAAUGUCGUCUUCUUAUUAGUUCAGUGAGGGGUGAGGCAACCAAGAAUCCCCUAGCAAAGUCGGGAAAUAUAUGUGGUGGGAAAAUAUAAAUAUCAGAGAAACACAAUGCAGGGAUAGUCUCAAGCAAGGGGAGCAUACCGGUGGGCCUAGGAAGUCUACAAGGUUGUCUAAUUCAUCAAGUUUAACACCAACAUAUUACUUCCCCAUUACUACCUUGGACAAGUCAGGUCCAGAUGAUGAUACUUUUGAUGGAUAUCCGGUCCCCAAAUUACUCGUUGAUGCCUCACGUGAGAGCUGCAAGCAUGAUGGUCCUACCGAAUUUUCACCCAACAACAACUUUUUCCCAGAAAAGCUUGAGUUCCACCAAUCUCAUAAGAACACUAGUUUUCCUAAAUUAUUUCCAGACUUCAAUGGGGAAUGCAUAUCUCAGGAUUCAUUUUAUGUUGGGAGACGGAGAGAAGAUUUGUCAACAGAUGAUGGAAAGUUUGAGCUAAAGGAUGAUGCUAGCAAUUGCUGCAAUAACUUGUCCUCAGAAAAUGGUAAGCCAAUGGAUGCCAAUAUAGUCCCUCCAAGGAACCAAAAGAAAGAACUUCAGAAAUGGUGGCCCAAAAAGCACCUUGUUCUCGACAAAAUGCAGAAGAGACAUUGUCAUAUGCGAAGAUCCCCUAUAAAUAUGAGGCGGUAUUGA